AUGGCCUCAGUAUUGAGCAAGCGCCAGCAGCAGCGCAAUGAAAAGGUGCUGCACGACUUGGUUCAGACUGUCCCGGGAAACAAUAGUUGCGCCGACUGCCAUGCGCGCAACCCAGCUUGGGCAUCAUGGAGCCUUGGAGUGUUUCUGUGCAUGAGAUGUGCGUCGAUCCAUCGAAAGUUGGGCACGCAUGUCUCCAAGGUUAAAUCCUUGAGCAUGGACAGCUGGACCAACGAGCAAGUCGAUAACAUGCGAAAAGUAGGCAAUGUCGUAUCGAACCAGAUUUAUAACCCAGACAACAAGAGACCGCCCGUUCCAGUCGACGCAGACGAGGCGGAUGGUGCAAUGGAGCGCUUCAUUCGACAAAAGUAUAUGAACAACGUCGUCACCACGAGGGAUGCAGGGCCUAGGAGUCCUCGCAUUGACGAAGGGGUCCCUCCCCCUUUGCCGCCCAAGAACUCGUCCUCAAAGUUUGGUCUGCGGUCCGCCUCCUCACUCUUCCCGCUCUCUCGGUCAAAGAAAGACAAGGCUCUGCCCAGCCCUGAAAUCCAACACCGACCUUCAUCCCAUGACUCGGUCCACAAACCCGCCAAAGUCUUUGGCGCCGCUUUGAACUUUGACGAUGGGGAUGAACUGGAAAGGAAAUUGGCAAAGCUGCGCGAUAUGGGGUUCAAUGAUACGCAACGAAAUCUCAGGGCCCUUAAGGCCGUCGACGGCAACGUCGAUCAGGCUAUCGAGCUACUGGUUCAACGAAACGAAGCCGACAGACGAUCGCCCGCUCCCCAAGCUAAUCCUCGGGCCAACACUCUCCGAACCUCCAAAUCAUUGACGCCUCUUAAUUCUGGUGGUAUUGGACUCAGCCUGGGGCCGAAAACCACACAAGAUCAACCAGCGACACCUUCGAGCACAUCUACGAAUCCAUUCGAUGCGCUAGCAGCUCAACCGCAAACGGCACAGUCUACGGGCGCUUUGAGCAACAACAACAAAAACCCAUAUAAUAGUAAUGCGGCCACAAACAACCCAUUCGGACCCGUGAGACAACAGACUGAUCCGCUCAGUCAAGCUUUCGAGAAGCUGGAUGUGUCGUCGGCUCCUGCUCAGCAACAGCUUUUCCCUAACCGUACAGGCGGUCUUACGCCAAUGACGCAAAGUCGACCUCCUCUUCCCUCCCCUCCGGUUCCUUCAGCGCCAACCACACCGCAGUUCUUCCAGCAAAUGCAAUUCCAGAACAUGGCAUACCCUCAGUCGGCACCUCUUCCACAACAACCCACAGGGACAAACCCCUUUUUCGCCAAUCAAAGUAGCCCGGUGCAGCAGCAACCACCUCAACAGUUCUCGCAGUUACCUCAGCAGUUCCCGCAACAGCUUGCCCAGCAGAAUCUAGCUGUCAAUACGCAACAAUCGCAGUACGGAUUUGCAAAUAACCCGUUCGCACGAUCACCUACUAGGGUAGCAUCGCCACCGAUUCUCGGACAAAUCCCAGAACAGUCGCAAUCUUCGUUCCAGAACAAUAUUCCCUUGCAGAGUCCUUCUUUCCAGAGUCCCUCGUUCCAGAACCCUUCUUUCCAGAACCAAUCGUUCCAGGGUGGUGCCCCGGCCCUUCAGAGUGCCUCAACCUUCCCAGCCGCCACAGGUGUGAACAAUCCAUUCUUACAGAGUUCUCCUCAGCCUCAAGCCUAUGCCGGGCAAUUGACCAGCCCCCAACAACAAUAUUUCCAACCCACGCGACCUGACAAAUCAUCGAUUAUGGCGUUAUACAAUUCGGCACCCACAAUUCCUCAGGUCAACAACGCUGUCCAGCCAGUACAAGCCUCUCCUAUGUCCCCUAACUUUGGUGUGGCUGCACAGCCAGCCCAGUCCGCCCCGAUAUCGGCUCAGCCGUUCCGAAGCAUGACAUUACCUCCUGAAAACACAAACAACCCAUUUGCAAACGGUGGCGUUGGUGGUGUGAAUGGUGUUGUGAAACCAAAUGACCCGGAUCCUUUCAACACAGCGAGGCACAUUAGCAGGGAGAGCGUGAACUUGGGCCUGGACAUGGCUUGGACUAAUGGUCGGCACAGCCCAGACGCAUUUGCAAGCCUAAGUGCGAAGCACAUAUGA
This is a messenger RNA of Clonostachys rhizophaga, 2097 nucleotides long. The record is from the annotation of a GenBank genome assembly. Lineage: Eukaryota; Fungi; Ascomycota; Sordariomycetes; Hypocreales; Bionectriaceae.